Messenger RNA from Tuber melanosporum (Perigord truffle), 1451 nucleotides. RefSeq lists its product as uncharacterized. Lineage: Eukaryota; Fungi; Ascomycota; Pezizomycetes; Pezizales; Tuberaceae. The transcript has 5 exons. The record is from RefSeq and is a predicted model, not a curated record. The coding region runs from base 775 to 1323 and encodes 182 amino acids.
AUACAGGUACGAUAUCAUACAUCCACUUUUUGGCAUCGGCACACUCUUUAGCAGAAAGUUCCUACUCUCUCCACCCGAACCCUUUUUUCGAUUCUACUGCUAUCAUACUAUAAGUCACGGCACCCCGCGGCCCUGAUGUGGUUGUCACUCUCUACCACUCCCCCGGUAUUCCAUUCUUAAGCCCCACCUGAUUCAGUCUAACUAACUAGACUAACCACUACCACCCACCGCACCCCCGAGAACAAUAAACUCCUAUCAACCCAAAAACCUUCCCCCCUCCCUCCAAACCUCCCACUGCUUCUUAACCACUUCCCCGCCACUUAACCCUACCACUGUAACCGGGCAACACCCCCAACGACAAUAUUUACCUACUUAUCAAACCUACCUACCCACCUGCUACCCAUCGUAUCCCCACGUCACAAUUCUCAUCACCUUCUAUCAACGGCUCCGCUUCCCUCACUCGCCCACUCGCCCACUCGCCCACUCGCCCACUCCGCGCCGAACGAGAGGGAGAGAGCACAGCAACCAAACAAGAUCAACCAACGGGUACCAGCUGCUGAACCCUUAGCGCCACCAAGGCUCCCAUUACCAUAAUCACGUCUGUUACUCGCCAACCCAUAGCUUUCCCAUAUCCACCCACUCUAUCUACCUCACCAUCUCACUAUCAUACACACUUCCCCUGCUCCCGGAUUUUUCCUUUCCUUUCCUUUCCUUUAUUUGCUAUCGUAUCCCUUGUUUGUUUUUGCUACUAGAAUACCCUGCGUACUUGGAAAGAUGUUGAAAAUCUGGUCUAUGAAGCAACAGCAGCAGGCUGCGUCUGCCGCGGAGGGCGGGCAGAAGAAGAAAAAGGUUACCGCUGCUCAGUUGAGGGCUCAGAAAGAUUUGUCAGAAUUAUCUUUACCUCCAACUAUCAGGAUGCACAUGCCUGACCCCGAAGAUAUCUUGAACUUUACGUUGACUAUUGAGCCGGAUGAAGGGAUGUACAAGUGCGGUUCAUUCAACUUUACUUUUGCCAUCAAUAGCAACUUCCCGCACGAACCCCCGAAGGUUAAGUGCACACAGAAAAUAUAUCAUCCAAACAUUGACCUUGACGGGAAUGUCUGCUUGAAUAUCUUGAGAGAAGAUUGGAAGCCCGUAUUGAAUCUUAAUGCUGUUAUUGUUGGGUUACAGUUCCUCUUCCUAGAACCUAAUCCAUCCGAUCCACUCAACAAGGAAGCCGCGGAGGACUUACGGCUCACUCGCGAAAACUUCAAGAGGAAUGUCAAAAACUCAAUGAAUGGAGGUUAUGUUAAGAAUGUUCAAUUUGAGCGGGUUCUAAAAUAGAUAGACGGGUGACUGCCUGCCUGCUCUCUUUUUUUCUUCUUCUAGCUAGCCUUUUCUAUUUUUACUCUUAUUUCUUUCAUUUUUUCCUCCUAGCUUACCUAGAGAAUAUUGAUUGAAAGUUCCUUUUA